Molecule: messenger RNA, 594 nt
Organism: Ailuropoda melanoleuca (giant panda)
Lineage: Eukaryota; Metazoa; Chordata; Mammalia; Carnivora; Ursidae
Product: tropomyosin alpha-3 chain-like
Exons: 1
Coding region: 118-594 (158 amino acids)
Source: RefSeq, a predicted model, not a curated record
UUGAACCGCCGCAUCCAGCUGGUUGAAGAGGAGCUGGACCGGGCUCAGGAGCGCCUGGCCACGGCCCUGCAGAAGCUGGAGGAAGCCGAGAAGGCGGCCGAUGAGAGCGAGAGGGGCAUGAAAGUAAUUGAAAACCGAGCCCUGAAGGAUGAGGAGAAGAUGGAGCUGCAGGAGAUCCAGUUGAAGGAGGCCAAACACAUUGCGGAGGAGGCCGACCGGAAGUAUGAGGAGGUGGCCCGUAAGCUGGUGAUCAUCGAAGGAGACCUGGAACGGACCGAAGAAAGAGCCGAGUUGGCUGAAUCUAAAUGUUCAGAAUUUGAAGAGGAGCUGAAGAACGUUACCAACAACCUCAAGUCGCUUGAGGCUCAGGCGGAGAAGUACUCUCAAAAAGAGGACAAAUAUGAAGAGGAGAUCAAGAUUUUGACCGACAAACUCAAAGAGGCAGAAACCCGGGCCGAGUUUGCCGAGAGAUCGGUCGCCAAAUUGGAGAAGACCAUCGAUGACUUGGAAGAUAAGCUGAAGUGCACCAAAGAGGAACAUCUCUGCACGCAACGGAUGUUGGACCAAACCCUUCUCGAUCUGAACGACAUGUAA